UUGAAGGGUGUACAGUUCUUGUCAAAAUUGUUUAUCACCAUUCAGUGCAGACUACCUGGUGGACCUGUUGGUAUCUUUUUGACCCUUGCGCUCUCUAAUCUUAUCUAUUGUAUCGUAAUCCAACAAGGAGAGAAAACUUUAUGCUAAACCCCGUCCUGAAAGUGAUUCGAAAUCUUGAUGGUUUGAUUAAGCUGUGGCAAGCUGCUUCUAGUGCUGGGGAAUCCAGCCACUAUUUGCAAGGAUAGGAAUUUGAAAUUAUUGGUAAAAUGGAGUGCUGCUGUUUAUCACUCUGGGCAGGAACCUUGUUCUUAGGGCUCCUUGCAGCAUUUAUUAAAUUUUUCAACGUGCUCUACAUUUUUAUGCACCCGGUGGAUGUGGAUUCCAAGAAACAUGGGGGAGAGAUAGUUGCUGAUGUUCUCAAAAGCCACGGAGUAAAAUUCAUUUUCACUCUGGUUGGCGGACACAUAUCACCUAUUUUAGUGGCUUCUGAGAAAUUAGGGAUCAAAGUUGUUGACACCCGACAUGAGGUGUCUGCAGUUUUUGCAGCAGAUGCUGUUGCUCGUCUUUCUGGGACUGUGGGUGUGGCCGCUGUGACCGCUGGCCCUGGCCUCACAAAUACCAUCACAGCCGUGAAAAAUGCUCAGAUGGCAGAGUCCCCCCUUCUCCUGAUUGGUGGGGCUGCAGCAACUAUUCUGAAAGGACGAGGAGCACUUCAAGACAUCGACCAAAUCUCGUUGUUCAAGUCAAUUUGUAAAUCCUGCUCAACAGUCAAAUGUGUCCGAGACAUAGCUCCUACCUUGAGAAAGGCCAUUUGUGAAGCUCAGUCUGGUACCCCAGGCCCAGUUUUUGUGGAAUUCCCAAUUGAUGUCCUGUAUCCAUUUGCCAUGGUGAACAAGGAAGUGCUUGGUUCCAGCAAGCCAAAGGGUUUCCUUGCUAACGCUCUUCAUUGGUACAUGAACAACUAUGUGCAAAACAUUUUUUCUGGUGCCUGGGAAAAGCGACCAGUUUCCCCCUUGAUGCCUAGCAUUCCUCUGCCAACAUCAGAAGAAAUUCAGAGGAGUGUGGAGCUGCUUUCGCGAUCCAAGAGGCCUCUUCUUGUGAUUGGGAGCCAGGCCACUCUGCCUCCAGUUCCGUCUGAAGAACUCAAGCAGGCUGUCGAGUCACUAGGAAUCCCUUGCUACCUAGGUGGCAUGGCGAGGGGUCUUCUGGGAUCAAAGAGCGGAAUACAAUUCCGUCACCAGCGAGGCAAUGCUCUCAAGCGAGCAGAUGUUGUCAUUUUAGCUGGAAGUGUCUGUGAUUUCCGCCUUCAAUAUGGCAGGUCAAUACCUCGCUCUGCUAAAAUCAUUUGCAUCAACCGCAGCAAGGAGCAGCUGUGGAAGAAUUCUGACGCGUUUUGGAAACCUACUGUGCCUGUCUUGGGGGAUGCUGCCACAUUCAUGGUGAAAUUAUCAGAAGCUCUUCGUGGAUCAUUUAAAGUUGACCAAGAAUGGAUUUCUGAGCUCAGAGAAAGGGAAAACAUCAAAGAAAAGGCAAAUGAAGAGAUGUCAUUGCAGCCAACAGACAAUCACAUCAAUCCCAUGAGGCUAUUUUUCGAACUGGAAAAAGUAUUGCCUGAUAAUGCAAUUCUUGUUGCUGAUGGUGGGGACUUUGUUGCCACAGGUGCCUACAUUCUCAGACCCCGAGGACCUCUUCAAUGGCUUGACCCUGGAGCAUUUGGCACUCUGGGUGUUGGAGGUGGUUUUGCAUUGGGAGCCAAGCUUUGCCGGCCUGACAGUGAAGUUUGGAUCAUUUGGGGAGAUGGCUCCUGUGGUUACAGUGUUGCAGAGAUUGACACCAUGAAACGUUUUGGAGCUCAUGUCAUUUCUGUUGUUGGAAAUGAUGCUGGCUGGACACAAAUUCUGAGAGAGCAGGAGCCAAUGUUCAAUAGCUCUGUUGCCUGCAAGCUAGAGCACACCAAUUAUCACGAAGUUUCUCAAGGCUAUGGAGGUGAAGGCCUGCUCUUGAAGUACGACAAAGAUGACAUUGCUGGGACACUUCGCAGAGCACAAACCAUUGGCCAAAAGUCAAGUGUGCUUCUCAAUGUAUGGAUUGGUAAAACUAGUUUCAGAGAUGGAAGUAUUUCUGUUUAAGCUGGAAUACAUUUCAUUAUUUCUGUGUCAUUCCAGAAUAGGGUCUUACAUAGAUGCAUUCCUGUACAAAUACUUAAUAGUCCUUAAAAAAAUGUUGGCCUUAUGACAAACUGUGAUUCAUAUAUAUUUUGUUUAUCCUUGUUUUGUUAUAAUUUUUAUAAAAUAUUUUUUGAAGCA
Thrips palmi is the source of this 2306-nucleotide messenger RNA. Its product is annotated as 2-hydroxyacyl-CoA lyase 2-like. The record is from RefSeq and is a predicted model, not a curated record. Gene Ontology annotation, molecular function: acetolactate synthase activity; thiamine pyrophosphate binding; magnesium ion binding. Gene Ontology annotation, cellular component: acetolactate synthase complex. NCBI's taxonomy places the organism in Eukaryota, Metazoa, Arthropoda, Insecta, Thysanoptera, Thripidae. The transcript is spliced from 11 exons. Gene Ontology annotation, biological process: L-valine biosynthetic process. Bases 267 to 2129 code for a protein of 620 amino acids.